Messenger RNA from Giardia duodenalis, 2520 nucleotides. RefSeq lists its product as uncharacterized. The transcript has a single exon. Lineage: Eukaryota; Fornicata; Diplomonadida; Hexamitidae. Bases 1 to 2520 code for a protein of 839 amino acids. The record is from RefSeq and is a predicted model, not a curated record.
AUGUUUUCACUUCCGUUCUUUUGCAACCAGCAAUCGGUCCCAGCUGACACAUUUUGCAGCUACUGCGGAAGAUGCAUACCGCAGGGAACGAGCGCGCGGCUUACAGAGUCCCGGGUUUUCUGUGCAUCUCAUGCCCAAACGACUGCGUACUCGAUCACCACAGACGCAUGUACCUUUGGAAACUUUGCCCUUUCCUUUGAUGAGACUGGGUUUUCCGUAACGAUAGACUUGGAUGUUCUUCUGGAGCACCGGCCGGAUCUAGGGAUAGGUAUAAUUUCCCGUUUGCCCAUUACAGUCCUUGAUGAGACACGGGCGUUUUGCAUGGAGGUCUUCCACAGCAAUAUCCCCGUAGGAAAUGAACUACCUGAGUACAACUCUGACGCCGCCUCUAUCCCAGCUGGCACUCAACCUGACUGGUUGUGCUAUCGGCAAAAUAAGAUACAGAAGUCCAAAUAUACUCUAUACGCACAGUUCCCCACCUAUGGCGUUCUUCAGAAAUCGACACGCCUACAUCGCUCCUCUAGCCAACUGGAGUCUUUGAACAUGGGCCCUCCAGACAAGCGCUUCUGGUCUGCUAAGUUGCAAGAAUCCAAAGAGAAGAUAUCUAAAGAGUUCCUCCCAAUACAUUAUGUUUACACGGAUGUCACCGCUUGCCAAAUGAAUUCUAAAUGGCCGAUUUAUCUUGCCACUCCUCCGCAGGGCGCCAGUCUUCCUGGCUGCAGCUUCAUUUCUAUAAAUAUAUAUUGCUCUUACCUUCCUUCUGUGUUCCAGCCACUUCACAGCUCCUCUACAAAGGCCUAUAUUCUGCGUGCAGAUCUUGCUAAGAGCCUCAUGAACACAUACCCACCAACAGAUGUUAUCACAGAGGAGUUCUCGGUUAUUCUUGGCAAGUAUCUUUGUCAGAUAGCUGCACGUGUCGUCUACCCAUAUAAGUACCAAAAUAUAGCAAGCACGGAGGAGGCCAUAAAGAACUUCUUCUUAAGCAACAGAAAGUCUCAAAACCACAAACCACCAUCAGGCAUAGAUAAGGGCGUAACGUUCGGAUCUCUUCUGAACUCGCGGCCGACGGGGUCGGAGGUCAUAGUAUAUGUUUCUGGAGGACUAGAGACGCAAAGCUACAACCAGAAGAAGGACAAGAUAACAACGAGCUACAUGCGCUCUUACCUGUGCCUCAACCAAUAUGUUAUUUCCUACGCAGCAGAGAGAUUCAGGCUCCACCGUUUAAUCACAUCUAAGCCGGAGUUACUAUCAUCGCUAACACAGGAUCUUUCGGUGACCUCAACCGAAAUGAAGUUACUCACUACUGCGUUGGGCCCUCCGAGCCAAUUGAUAAUGUGCAAAGUGUUUUAUGAGUGUUACAAGAAGGUCGGAGGAAAUUGUGCCCCAUUUCAACUUCAAACGUGGAACUCAGCUAAUAAUUUCUAUAACAUAAAUAUAUCCUUGCUUGCAAACGACGGAUCUGUUAUAGAUAAGGUCAUAGAAACAUGUGACCAGCAUAACACAGAAAAGAGCGACGUGCUGACAGCUGAGGAGUCCUCCAACAUACAACCCAGUACCGUUAUCUUUACAAGCAUAGUCAACUUGACCUCUCUCUAUGACAAGUUGCUGGGCUCUGAUGACCAGCAGGACGACGCUCCGUCAGUACAGCUUUCGACCACUACCAGCCAGCUCGGAGAGCGCUCCCUCACCGACAUGACCAGCAUAGCAGGGAACAUGGACGACGAAGACACAGGAGCAGAUAGCUAUCGGGUCUUUGCCGGGCUCAUUGGACACUGCUCGUUAAGACCCAUGUUCCCGGCGAUAUGGGUCGCAUACCGUAUCUCCUUUCCUAAAGCAGAUCCCAUGGAGAAGCUUCUCACUACUGUUGGAGCCUCGUUUCUUAGCACUCUCGGUAAUGCUUCGGGAGAAUUUAUCAAAGGGUCAAGCACAUCGCCGUACUAUGCCUCGCUCCGGGGCCGCACGAUAACAACGUCAGGUGCAGCCGCAUCAGCCACAGCAAUCUCAUCAUUCAACAUCCUCGCCGUUUCACUGGCAGAUGAUGUCGUGGACAGCAAGCAGAUGGGUGUGCAUGGAGGCUCGACUGAAGAAAGCGGUCCCGCAAGGAUGGGCGGAUCUAGAGUGGUUUCGGCCAUUUAUGACAUCUUACAGACAAGUACAGUACCGGAUGGGUCAAAGAAGUAUAUGGGGUCUCUUGGAGAUAACAUCACGAUCGAUGCGCUGGAUCGCAUAUAUCCCCAAGACUACAGCAGGUCACUGUACUACUCUGAACCGUCUGUGCCCGUUUUUGCCAAGCCAAGGUAUCUUUUUGCGCCGAGCUCAACGCCCAAUAACUUUAAAAUAGAUGAGCAUUUACUAGAAUCUAUAUGCUUAGGAUAUGGCGAUUUUAUGAACGUUGACGCUGUGCGGCGAAUCCUGGAGGCAAACCAUGCGGGUCUGAGCUCUCGGCUGUUUCUUUGUGAACAGAAUGGGCAGAAAAUUUUCGACCGAGUGCAGAGUAAUCAUCGCAGACCCUCUCAGUGA